Messenger RNA from Morchella importuna, 3366 nucleotides. RefSeq lists its product as uncharacterized. The coding region runs from base 1 to 3366 and encodes 1121 amino acids. Gene Ontology annotation, biological process: TORC2 signaling. The record is from RefSeq and is a predicted model, not a curated record. The transcript has 16 exons. Gene Ontology annotation, cellular component: TORC2 complex. Lineage: Eukaryota; Fungi; Ascomycota; Pezizomycetes; Pezizales; Morchellaceae.
AUGUCCAACGUCUUCACUUCAUCCCCAAAGUCGGUAUCUGGAACUGCAUCCCCCAUACCCCGGCUUCGAGGUGCCAGCGGAGGUGAUAGAGAAGUCUUACUUCAACCUCGUACCAAUGGCAUCAGACCUAGUGCUAGUUACGGCGGCGUUGCCGGUAUGAGUGUUGGAGGCACGACUGUGAAUGGGCCGGGAAGCUUCAGUGCAAGUCUAAGGAGUGCGACCACCACUGUACCGACACCAAGUGGUCUUUCAGGAAUAGUCGAUACUCCGAGCUCAACUAGUCCAUUAACUUCGGAGAGAUUGGUCGAGGAGCUUACCGAUCAACUUAACAGAGCUAUCAAAUACAAAGAAGGAGCUGAAAACCUGCUGCAAGUUCUGGAUUCAAAAAAGAUCAAAGAAGCAAAACAGGCUCGAAACCAGGCAGAGAAGGAGUACAAUGCCAGGAAUCAAGAGAUUACACAACUCAAAACCCAGAUUGAGGCGAUAACAAAGCCAAAAGAUAUUCCACGGAGGCCACGAGAAGGAAACAAGUUCCAGGGGACGCCUAUAAGGCCGGACGAGGCAAAUGGGAUUUCUGUGUUAGGUACAUCGGAGUGGGAUCCCGGGAGUGAAUCGCCAACAAUAACGCUCGCGGAGCUAUUGGGGGAUUUGGAGGAGAAGGACAAAAAGCCGGAGUAUUAUGUGGACAAGGCUAAUAGCUUGGUCAUGCUAUUCAAACGGCAUCAAAAUCUCAAAUAUGAAUUAUCGUGGUCCACUUUCGGGCUUAGGGUUCAGUUCAUGCUUCUUCACGAGGCCAAAGAAGUAGUUGCGGCUGGUUACCGUAUAACGAGAUACGCUAUUACUGAUCUUCACUCGCUCAGAAGCAUCCGGAGCUUGCGAACAGACUAUAUUACUAUUGGCUCAUUAAUCAAAGAUUCGAGGGCCAAUGUGGAACGUGAACAGGCGUUAAAGUUUGUACGUGCAUUCAUAGAAGUCCCUGGGGGGGUCAAAGAAAUCUCUAGAGGGAUUGUUCGAGGCAUUGUUGCAUGUGCAGAACAAACUGAUGAUAGACUACGAGCAAUUUCUAUGGAAACCUUGGCCGAAAUUUUGAUCUUGGACCCAUCACUUGUUGUCGCUGCUGGGGGUGUUAGAAUACUUACCCAAGUUCUUUCGGAUGGACCUUACGAACUUUCAGAUACGAUAUCAUUGGCGUUUUUGUAUUUAUUGGACAUGCCUUCUUCGAGAAAAUAUAUACGACCAGGGAACGAUAUAGAGGUUGUUUUUUCGGUGUUUACGGAUUGUCAUUCAGUAAAAGUUCCAGUUCCAGAAGAGAAAUUGAAGUCUAGCGCAAAAGUAAUCAGUUGCAUGCUCAAGUCAUGGCCAGGCCUCCUGGCAUUAACAAUGUACAAUCUACGCGCUCCAAGGUCUCUGGUUGAUGCUCUAUUCAUACCGUCUCCUAGCGUUAGAGAUACAAUACUCGAGUUGUUUUUUGAUAUCUUUAAGAUUAAACCUCCUUCGUGGUCCUCUAGUUUCCUCGCUGGUCGUCGGCUUACUACCUAUGGGAGGGUGGCCAAUCUCAAAUCGGAAGCGUCUACAAAGCCCGCAAGAUCAGAAGGAGAUAGUGAUCAUGGAAAUCUGGUUGAUCACUUCACAGCUCUGCUACUUGCAGUCUUCUUUGAAGCAGGUCUACUAAAAGCUUUGAUGGCCUUAGUAGAGGAUAACAGCGAUCCAGCAAUAGUUCGAAAAACCACUCUUCUCCUUGGGGAAGUUUUAAAGUUAGCCAGUCGCCUACUUCCAAGCACUUACAGUGCACAUCAACAGCUUCUUCCCGAUCUCUUUCAGUCUGCAGCAAAAUUCGGCAUCGAUGGUCGGUUUGCUGCUUCUUCCGCUGUCUACCAAAUCGAUAGUCUUAACAGGACAUUGCAUCGCUCUUUGGCAACCCAGACCGCCCAACGCACCUCCCUCGAUGAAGAGAAAAGAGGCCAGAGACAGGUAGAACUAAAAUUGAAGAUAAAUAUGACAAUCGAUGAAAAGCACUUUUCACAACUAAUCGUCGAAAGCGGGGUUUUGAACACGAAAAGCUACAUUAAGUGGAAUUGGGAUUCCCUAAAUGAGAUGAUUCAAGGCCCAUUACUCAAUCCAAAGAGACUUGAAGAGGCGAUUAAGGGAACUAAAUUCAUGAAGAGGUUGAUGUCUUUCUACCGGCCAUUCAAAUACAAGUUCUCAGAUGUCAAAAACACAAAACCCAACCAGCGGUAUGUUAGGAUAGGGUGUGCUCUAUUCCAAACUCUUUUAAAGACUGCCGAAGGCGUCAAAUAUUUGAGUGAAAAUAAGAUAUUAAGGCAGAUCGCUGAAUGCUUGGCACAAUUGGAUCGAAUGAGCGGAAUCACCUCCCCUGAACCGCUUUUUUCCACCUCGAGAUUGGCAGACACCCUAAGCAGCGGUUAUUUCGCUAUGCUGGGAACAUUAAGUAGUGACCCGAAAGGUCUUCAAAUGAUGGAACGCUGGCGCAUGUUCAAUAUGUUCUACCAUAUCAGCGAUUUACCUGAUAGACCAGACCUGAUGGAACUCUUUGUUUUAAAUAUGGAUUUUACUCUGGAGGGUCAUCCCCGAAUCAUUCUUGGGAAGGUUUUAACUGCGGGUCCAAAGACUGCGCGGCUAUUUGCCACUAACCAUCUCCGAAGUCUUAUUUCAACCACAUCUGCCGGGAAAACACCUUCACAAACCCAGCAAAGCAACGAGACAGCAGAAUGGGCAAUAGGACUUCUUAUGACUCAACUUUAUGACCCUGAUGUCGAGGUUUGUGAAACUGCGGUAAAAAUUCUUGAAGAGGCUUGCAAUGCGACACAUAACCUAGAAUAUGUGGUUAAACGCCGGCCACAGCUCGAUCACCUGGGUGAAAUCGGUGCACCGCUACUAUUGAGAUUUUUAUCGACAUCCGUGGGCUACCAUUACCUAAAUGAGCUUGAUUACAUCAACAGGGAAAUGGACGAUUGGUUUCAUGGGCGUAAUGAUUCGUACGUUCUGACUGUUGAGGCGUCACUUGCGAGAGCUUUUGCCGAUGAAGAGCCUGUAAAGAAGCGCCCAGGUGAUAUCAAUGCGAUAGACCGAGACAUGAUGGGCAUAGUACCCCCGCAUUUCUACCGAGAGCUAGCCAGAACAAGCGAAGGGUGUAUCCUGCUGAGAGAAAAGGGCCACUUUGAUCAAUUUGCGUGGUUUAUUCAAAAGCAUGGCUUGGAGGAUGAUGAUUUGGAGAUCGUCACUAAGGUCAAAGGUUGCCUAUGGGCCGUGGGAAACAUUGGAUCAAUGCCCUUCGGAGCCCCGUUUUUGGAUGAAGCAAACAUCGUCGAAGCGAUCGUCAACAUAGCAGAGCAAUCUCAGGCUUAG